GAGUGGAGGGAAGGGGGGGGGGGGGUCCAGUGGGAGGGAUCUCGCGAUUGUUGGACUUUUUUUCUGGGGGGGAGAGUUAUUCGGAAGAUGGCGCCCGUUGUUACGGGGAAGUUCGGUGAGCGGCCUCAGCCUCAGCGUUUGACCAGGGAGGCUAUGAGGAGUUACUUGAAGGAGAAGGACGACCAGACGGUGCUCAUUCUACACGCCAAAGUGGCCCAGAAGUCAUACGGCAACGAAAAGAGGUUCUUCUGCCCCCCGCCGUGCGUGUACCUGAUGGGCGGCGGCUGGCAGAAGAAGCUGGAGCGGCUGGAGAGGGAGGGCUGCACGGAGCACGAGGCCCAGGCGUGCGCCUUCAUCGGCAUCGGCAACAGCGAGCAGGAGAUGCAGCAGCUCAACCUGGAGGGGAAGCACUUUUGCACCGCCAAGACGCUGUACAUCAGCGACUCGGACAAAAGGAAGCACUUCAUGCUGUCGGUGAAGAUGCUGUACGGCAACGGCGCCAACAUCGGCGUCUUCCUCAGCAGGCGGAUCAAGGUCAUCUCCAAGCCCUCCAAGAAGAAGCAGUCGCUGAAGAAUGCCGACCUGUGUAUAGCCUCGGGGACGAAGGUGGCGCUGUUCAACCGCCUGCGCUCCCAAACGGUCAGCACCAGGUACCUUCACGUGGAGGGGGGGAACUUCCACGCCAGCUCCCAGCAGUGGGGGGCCUUCUACAUCCACCUCUUGGACGAUGAAGAGUCUGAGGGGGAGGAGUUUGCCGUGAGAGACGGCUACGUUCACUAUGGUCAGACGGUCAAGCUGGUCUGCUCCGUUACUGGGAUGGCGCUGCCCAGACUGGUCAUUCGCAAAGUGGACAAGCAGGCGGCGCUGAUGGACGCAGACGACCCGGUGUCGCAGCUCCACAAGUGUGCCUUCUACCUGAAAGACACAGACAAGAUGUACCUGUGCCUCUCCCAGGAGAGGAUCAUCCAGUUCCAAGCCUCACCGUGCACCAAAGAGGCCAACAGAGACAUUAUCAACGACGGAGCCUCCUGGACCAUAAUCAGCACUGACAAGGCGGAGUACACCUUCUACGAGGGGAUGGGCCCCGUCUCCACCCCGGUCACGCCGGUCCCUGUGGUGGAGAGUCUGCAGUUAAACGGCGGAGGGGACGUGGCCAUGCUGGAGCUGACGGGGCAAAACUUCACCCCCAACCUCCGGGUGUGGUUUGGCGACGUGGAGGCCGACACCAUGUACAGGUGCGGCGAGAGCGUGCUGUGCGUGGUGCCGGACAUCUCCGCCUUCAGAGAGGGAUGGCGGUGGGUGCGGCAGCCGGUGCAGGUGCCCGUCACGCUGGUCCGCAACGACGGCAUCAUCUACUCCACCUCCCUCACCUUCACCUACACCCCCGAGCCGGGCCCGCGGCCGCACUGCGGCGCCGCCGGCAGCAUCCUGCGCUCGCGCAGCGCGUCGUCGUCCUCGCCGGCGUCGUCGUCCUCGCCGGCGUCGGCGUCCUCGCUGGGCGGCCUCGCCGACAGCCAGGGGCCGUACAUCAGCACUGACUCGGGCCUGGCGACCAUGGCGGUGCUGUCGUAGUGCCGGCGUGUCCGCUGGGAGGGAGUCGGUGGGAAGACGAGUGCGCGCGCGCGCUCCCCAAAGAGGGUGAUGGACCUGUGGAGAGUCGCACGGCAUCUCACGAACUCUUCGUCGAAGAAGAAAACGGCGGCAUCACGAGAAAUGCGAGAGCUGAGAACGAGACACGGCUUCCCCCUUUAGCGCCCUCUGGUGGAAAGCUCUGGACCCACAGCUCAAAGAUGAUUCAUCUGUCUUUUACUCUCUCAGCAACCUGCUUUUUGAAUGAACCUUUUCUAGUCACCUGUGGAUUAGAAAGUACUUACUUUCUUCUAACAGGGUGAUGUUUUUACUGAUAAGCUUGUUGAUCUAUCACAUGUUCAAGGGAAACAUUUUGUUGUCAGAGUAACAUAGUUUUUAUGGACCAAGGAAUAUUAUAUUAUUUUAUUCAUAUUAUAUUUUAUAAGCUUUCUGAGGUACAUUUUGACUUUUUUGUAUCAUACUAAAUAGUAAGUUCAUGUUUGUUAAUGUUUUUGUCUUCUUAUUCCUACAGCGGUUAUGGUGGGUAUGACGUGGUUGUACCUGUAACUGUCUGACAGUAGCUUCUUUCCUUUUCUCUUCAGCUCUUUCUAAUCUGCUCCGGUGUGUUUUAGAUCUAGUUACCAGACUACAUAAUCAUUUCUUUCAUUACAGAACUGAAAACAAUCUGACAUGCUGUAAGCAGUGAUACGGAAAUGACCUGGCUGCGCUUUUUUUAAUGAAAACAUGUUUGUAUCUGUCUGCAGGAGCUGCUUUAGUAGUUCAUGAGUCUCUUAUCAUGCUUUAGAUGAGCAUAGUGUAUGUGUGUAUAAUUGUGUUUUGAGAGACAAACAUGAACGUUCUCUAACCAAUGUGCCCUUUUUUUAGCCGGAUCAGUCUCAGUCACCACAGCCCCGCAAACAGCCGUAAAGCCUUGAAACUAAAUAAUUAAAGCUAAAGAAUCUGGAAAUCUGGAUGAGAAAAAUCUGGGAUGCUAUGUAGCUGUUGUUUGUUAUUGUCUUUUUUUUUUGUUGUUCUCAUUUAAAGAGGCCCGUUGUCAUUUCAGUUUUGAAAAGAUGAUCAGAUGAUUGGGAGGUGAAUCAGAGCUGUCAACGUGUAGGUUCAUUUAUACAUCACCAACAAUCCAUUAGCUCUUCUUCAUCUUCUCAUCUUGUUCUGUCUCACUCUCAGUGUACAUGAACAUAAUGUGGACGCUUAUAUAUGUGUUGUAUGUCUGAAUCCAUUAACGGUGCAAAUAUGUGCUAUUGUUUUUGCACACCUUUAAAAGUCUCUACCUAUCAACUAAUGGGUUUUCCCACAGUGCACGCGCUCAGUGGACCUCGUUAUCGGGUGCUUAGUCAGCAGUGCCUUGCUUUGUUGUGUGUCCUGCUCAAGCCGUCGCAUGGCUGCGAAUGCCAACACGGCCAGGUGCAGGUGUUAAGUCGGGGUCGUGAGGUCAGACUGACAUUCUCAUUCAUGCGUUUAUGGGAUACACACUUCUCAUUUCCUGCCUUUGUUUCUAAUAAUUCUUUCUGUAAUAUAUUUCAACAUGGUGUAUUUCUCUUUCAUAACUAAAUGGUUCUUCAGUGAACAGGCCAUAAAACUCGGUUUUAAUUUGAAUAUUA
This is a messenger RNA of Betta splendens (Siamese fighting fish), 3191 nucleotides long. Its product is annotated as recombining binding protein suppressor of hairless-like. The record is from RefSeq and is a predicted model, not a curated record. Gene Ontology annotation, biological process: Notch signaling pathway; regulation of transcription by RNA polymerase II. Gene Ontology annotation, molecular function: RNA polymerase II cis-regulatory region sequence-specific DNA binding; DNA-binding transcription activator activity, RNA polymerase II-specific. The coding region runs from base 88 to 1572 and encodes 494 amino acids. Gene Ontology annotation, cellular component: nucleus; MAML1-RBP-Jkappa- ICN1 complex. The transcript has 11 exons. Lineage: Eukaryota; Metazoa; Chordata; Actinopteri; Anabantiformes; Osphronemidae.